Molecule: messenger RNA, 1871 nt
Organism: Carassius auratus (goldfish)
Lineage: Eukaryota; Metazoa; Chordata; Actinopteri; Cypriniformes; Cyprinidae
Product: dehydrogenase/reductase SDR family member 11
Exons: 7
Coding region: 287-1063 (258 amino acids)
Source: RefSeq, a predicted model, not a curated record
CUUUGUUGUUGUUGGGUUUUUUUCUUCUUAUCUCCGCCGCCGUUAAUAAUUAAUCGCGGUUUCUGCGAGGGUGGGAUCCGUGUGUGUCGAGCUGUUCCUGGGUGUUAACCGCAGAAGAUCAGGGAGGGCUGGAGUGAUUUGAUCCCGCCUUUAACACGUUCACUGAUCCCAGUCUGACUCGGCGAUAUUCCUGCACGCGCGCUGCACUUCUGAUCCGCUGAUACAUUGUUUCAGUCCGGCGCGGAUUAGAACUCUCAGUGUUACAUUGUGACAUCGCGCGCCUUUGAUGGUGAUGAUGCAGCGCUGGAAGGGGAGAGUCGCGCUGGUCACCGGAGCGUCUGUCGGGAUCGGAGCAGCGGUGGCUCGCGCUCUCGUCCAGCACGGCAUGAAGGUGGUCGGCUGCGCGCGGAACGUGGACAAGAUCGAGAAGCUGGCAGCCGAGUGUCAGAGCGCGGGAUACAGCGGCACUCUGAUCCCGUAUAAGUGUGAUCUGUGCAACGAGGAAGAGAUUCUGUCCAUGUUUUCAGCCAUUAAGACGUUGCACCAGGGAGUGGACGUGUGCAUCAACAACGCCGGCCUGGCUCACAACGAACCGCUGCUGAGCGGAAGGACAGAGGGCUGGAGGAAUAUGAUCGAUGUUAACAUACUCGCUCUGGCCAUCUGCACGCGUGAGGCCUACCAGUCCAUGAAGGAGAGACACGUGGAUGACGGACACAUCAUCAACAUCAACAGUAUGGGGGGUCACAGGAUGGUGCCCAGCGCUGACGAACACUUCUACUGCGCCACCAAAUACGCUGUGACCGCUAUGACAGAGGGACUGAGACAGGAGCUACGGGAGGCCAGGACACACAUCCGAGCCACGAGUAUAUCACCUGGAAUAGUGGAAACUGAAUUUGCCUUCAGGCAUCACAACAGCAAUCCGGAGAGAGCCGCGGCUGUUUAUGAAAGUAUGAAGUGUUUGAAAGCAGAAGACAUCGCCAGCGCUGUCACAUACGUCCUGAGCGCACCUGCUCAUGUCCAGAUCGGUGAUGUUCAGAUGCGGUCGGUGGAGCAGGUGUCGUAGGAGCCGAUCUGGAACAAAACGACAGACAUUGGGCGACAUCUACUGGGCAAAAACACCUUUAACACCUAGUUUUAAAGAACUGAUUGAAGGGAAUAGGUUUGGGUUUGCAGAUCGGAUCUUACACACAGCUCUGUGUGUCUCCAUCUGAUGCUCGGGAGAUCACAGAUGCACACAGUCUGCUGCUGUCUCUAAUAUAAGGGGAAACUUACAGGCUUUUCUAAAAACACACAACCUGAGAAACUGGAGCAAAAGAAGGAAGAUUUAAAGUGUGUUACUGUUUGAUACAGUCAUCUGAGACCAGUGUGCCGUGAAAUGCACAUACAUUUUGUUUUUAGGUCAUAUUACAUAUCUGUUUGAGAGUGUGAUGAAUAGAAACCGCUCGCUGCUCGGUGAGGUGAUGUUAGUUAGCCUACUGUAAUAUUUUUUUUGUAUGUAGAUGUGGUUCUCAUACCGAUCCAGCAUCUGUUCAUGUGAAUCGAUGAAACGAAAUCAAGCUUGUGAUUUUUCACGAGAGAAACCCGUUUGACUGCAGAAACCUGCUGAUAAACCUUGGUUUUUACAUUGAACUUUCACUGAAUGAAAGGUACAACACUGGCUUCUUUCACAGGAACGCAUGAAAACACUGUUGAGGACUUGAAGAUAAAUAAUACUUGAUAUAGUCAAUUCUUAUGAAUUAAACUUGAUUAUGAUUAUUGGUUAUGGACAAAUUACUUUCCUUUUCACUGUAUGUCACCUCUACAAAACAAUCUAAAACUUGUUUGUGUGUGUGUGUGUGUUUCUUUUCUAUUAAAACUACCCUUAAUUUCAA